Cataglyphis hispanica is the source of this 1810-nucleotide messenger RNA. RefSeq lists its product as uncharacterized. The record is from RefSeq and is a predicted model, not a curated record. NCBI's taxonomy places the organism in Eukaryota, Metazoa, Arthropoda, Insecta, Hymenoptera, Formicidae. Bases 491 to 1039 code for a protein of 182 amino acids. The transcript has 2 exons.
CAAAUCUAAUUUUUUUUAACAUAUUACAACUUGUAUAUUUUUUUAUUAUAUUAGUAGAGUCAUAAUGCUUAUUCUAGAGAUAAGCUCAAGUAAGACGUAUGAAUUAUGUCGCGAUCUUGCGAACGAAAUCCUCAUUCGAGAUGGAGCGAGCCGUACAUUCAUAGAUACUCUUCUUUACAUUCUGCGCUAACAUCAGAUGAGGAAAAAGUUUCGCAAGUAUAUUCACCCCUUUUAACCGAGACGCAUUCACAUCUGGUGGCUCAAGAAAAACUUACAUCUGCUUGCUGCAUUUGUUGCGAACAGUGCAACGGAUCAAAGUCAUCAAGGCGUUUAGCGGUUAUUAAUUAUAAGGCAUUUAAUUUAUACAUUACAUUUAGCUUAUAAAAUAGCAUUAGAAUGUAAUCCUACAAUUUUUACAAAUGUACCUUUAAAAUAGAAAUCGGACAAAUCGCGACAAUUACAGGAAACUCUGCAGGCUAAUUUGAUAAGGAUGCAAGUGGAAGAGGCUGUGAUGGACGAUAAGCAGACGACCUUGAUGCAACAUCUGAACUUAAUCAGUAAUGUAUUCGAAGCCGCCGUUCAAUAUAUGCAAUCCUUACAAGUAUCAUACCUCGCUAAGAAAAGAGUGUUUGAUAUGACUCACGCCUUGUUCGCAUGUCAUCCUUCAAGUGCAAACAAUACAGACAACGAUUUCAUAUCAUAUCACGAACAGAUCGAGAUCGAAAAAGAAAAGAGGAUGUCGAAUUUGCGAGAGUUAAUAGAAUGUUGUUCCAAAAACAUUAUUUUUCCUAAAGAUACGUGCGCGCUCUUGGACGAUUACAGGAAUAGAAGAAAAGAUUUUUUUCUCGCAUCCGCGAAUUUUAAGAAUCUACUGGAAAAUUCUAGGCUAUCUGUGUCGCAGAUGGAGAAACUGCAACGACAGCACGAUAAAAUAUUGAAGGAUUUCCAACAAAGCAGAUUGCUUUUAGAUAAGGAAUUACCAAAAAUAAUUAACUUGUAUUUAUCCUAUUUUGAAUUAUUCGUAACUAUAUGUAAUUAGAUAUAAAUUAAGAUAUUAAAGAGUUUUAAUAAAAUUUAAAAUGAAGGCGAUUGGAAGCUCUUCAAAAAUUCUUCCACAAGAUUGCGGAAUUAUUUAAUGACGUAAACUAUAACAUGCAUGCUGCGAAUUUGCUUGAAUUAAUCUCAAUGAAUUUGUGCCCAAUUAAUUUAGACACAGGUAAUAUUUAAAAUAAAUAUAUAUAUAUCUGUUAAAUCAAUCGUUUUAUAUAUAAUGUAUAAGAGAAAGUUGAUAUGCAUAUGCAAUUUAAAAUGUUCAAAAAGAAAACUGUCUUUUUUUGUAAUGUUGACAUUUGAUUAUAUGCCAUUUCACUUUUAAUCAAAGUUUGUAUCAUUUAUCUAGGAAAAGUCAUACUUCAGGAACAAGAAAAAAAUAAAGAAAUAUGCCAAAAAUGUAAAGUGAAUCGUGUGGAUAAAAAAUAAUUAUAAGAGACUACGACAUAUCUUAAAUAUAUUUUGAAAUUAUUGAUUAAUUAAAGAAUCGAAUUAAGUCUCGGAAAUCUGUCGGAAUUAUGGGCUUCGUGAAGCCGCACAUUCGAAACUUAAUCCUCUCACCGAACAAUGGUAACGGUUUUGUGACAUGUGUUUUGUUUAAUACGCAAAAACGAUGUAAAUUCAGAAAUGUCGAAAAACAUUAACAGAACUGCUACGCUAUGUUUAAGUUUAAAAAUAUUCAAAUUUAAUUUAAAUGUUUUAUUGCGCAUUUUUAUAUGUAUGAUAUUUAAAUUAAAUAUAGAGUUAACAAAUUGUACAA